This is a messenger RNA of Hyposmocoma kahamanoa, 533 nucleotides long. It is a transcript of the gene GSTz2, whose product is annotated as probable maleylacetoacetate isomerase 1. The transcript has 3 exons. Gene Ontology annotation, cellular component: mitochondrion. The record is from RefSeq and is a predicted model, not a curated record. Gene Ontology annotation, biological process: glutathione metabolic process; L-phenylalanine catabolic process. Lineage: Eukaryota; Metazoa; Arthropoda; Insecta; Lepidoptera; Cosmopterigidae. Bases 22 to 447 code for a protein of 141 amino acids. Gene Ontology annotation, molecular function: maleylacetoacetate isomerase activity; glutathione transferase activity.
GGAGAAACACUGGUGGAAUCAAUGGCCAUCCUUCAAUACCUGGAGGACACACGUCCAGAACCUAGCCUGACGCCUGCUAACCUACUCCAGAAAACCCACAUGAGGGCGAUUUGUGAGACUAUAGUAUCAGGCAUCCAGCCUCUCCAGAAUCUAGGCCUCCGUCCCCGAUUCGACACGGAACAACAGUUCCAGAAGUUCGCCUUGUACCACACAGAACGUGGGUUGCAGACCCUUGAGGAGCUACUGAAGAAAACAGCAGGCGAAUUUUGCGUCGGUGACCAACUCACUAUGGCUGAUCUUUGCUUUGUACCGCAGCUGUUUAACGCUACCACUAGAACGCAGUUAGACAUCAGCAAAUACCCAACAGUUUCGAAGCUCUAUGAAGGUUUGUUGAAAAAAGAAGUCUUCAAGGAAACACACCCACACGUCGUUAAAUCGAAAUUGUAAUUUGCAUUUUUGUGCUAUCAUGAAAAUUUGUUAAUUAAACGACUACUUCUUUUAUUUGUAUUGAAAAUAUAUUAACUUCACUAAUU